UUUCUUGAAAACGAUUAAACCGAAAUGACAACACAUUCGACUAGCUAAUGUUAGCCUAACUUGCUAACGACGUUACUGAAAAGCAUCUAACAUUCGCAGCAUUUUUUAAAGAUUCACGACUAACUACUGUAUCUGGAUGGUCUGACUGACACUUGAAACAUAUGUUUACCCGAUCCAUUGACCGCAGCGCUCAAUGCAUCACCGCAGAUUUCACGCUGUCAAACAACCUUUUUGUGUUGUUGCAACUGGCGCAAUAAUUAUACGACAUUAUGUAGACUACAGUUCCCAUGUUCCCCAGCCCGGCAAAACUACAAACAGCAACAUGGCAGGAAUUGGUGCCUUCCUGAAGAAUGCAUGGAAUAAGGAGCCAGUGGUAUUGGCCGCCUGUGCAAUUGGACUUCUCGCCGUUACUGUUCCAUUAGUGAGUCCCUUAACGAAGUACUCAGGUAUGAUGAAUGCAGCUGUGCCAUACAACUACCCAGUCCCUGUGCGAAACAAUGGCAAGAUGGACGAUGUCCCCAGCCACCCUUGUGACCCUAAAGGACCAAACCUGGACUGGAUUAAAAGCCUGUAACUGUCCACAUUCUCUUCCCUGUACAGACCACAGCCCGUUGUUCCUGUCUCUCUGUGUCUGCUUCUCAGUAGAUGGCCCUCAAUAAAGAGGAUCUAUUUAAUACCA
Messenger RNA from Oncorhynchus gorbuscha (pink salmon), 679 nucleotides. Its product is annotated as NADH dehydrogenase [ubiquinone] 1 alpha subcomplex subunit 3-like. The record is from RefSeq and is a predicted model, not a curated record. The transcript is spliced from 4 exons. Gene Ontology annotation, cellular component: mitochondrial inner membrane. Lineage: Eukaryota; Metazoa; Chordata; Actinopteri; Salmoniformes; Salmonidae. The coding region runs from base 194 to 574 and encodes 126 amino acids.